Orycteropus afer afer is the source of this 1590-nucleotide messenger RNA. The record is from RefSeq and is a predicted model, not a curated record. Lineage: Eukaryota; Metazoa; Chordata; Mammalia; Tubulidentata; Orycteropodidae.
AUGGAGGCCAGGCUGCCAGGUGCCAUCCUGAGCAUCGUCGUCCUGGGGCUCCAGGUGCAAGUGGGGCCGGCCAUGCAGCCAGACCUGGACAGUCAGAAGAUGGCAGGCUUCUGGCGGGAAGUCGGCGUGGCCUCUGACCACAACCUGGCACUCAACAGCCCAAAACGGCUGGAAGGCUUGUUCCUGACCUUGAAUGGUGCCAACCUGACCGUGAAGGUCGUGUACAACAACUCAGGAAGCUGUGCGACCGAGAAAGUUGUGGGCUCGGAAGUGGCCAUUUCAGGGAGAUUUGUGUUUCCUGGACGCAGGGAGCUGCAGGUGCUGGACACAGACUAUGACCACUACGCCAUCCUGAGGGUGUCCCUGUACUGGCGAGGUCGCAGCUUCGAGGUGCUCAAGUACUUCAGUCGCAGCCUGGAGGAUGACAAUGGGCCUGGUUUCUGGAAGUUUCGGGAGCUGACGGCUGACACAGGCCUGUACCUGGCAGCCCGGCAAGGGAGGUGUGCCCAGCUGCUGAAGGAGUGGCACCCAGGGGUGUGCUGUGCUGGCAAGGAACCCCAGCAGGCUGAGACUGGGGGAGUGGCCGAGGCCCAGGUGACUGUGGUGUGCUGCCAAGUUUGCCUAAUGGGGAUCAUCUGUGCCUUCUCGCUGAGUGCCCGUGCCACCAAGGGUAUAAAGCCGGGGCCUUGGGCCAGGGGGAGACUGGGCUUGGGGGCCAUGGAAGGCAGGACCUUGGUGCUGCUGCUGGGGUUCUGGAGGUUGCUGGCAGCCCGUGCACAGAAGCCGAGCAACCCCAACUUCGACCUUGUUAAGUUCUCAGGCCUCUGGUACGAGAUUGCCUUGGCCUCCAAGUUGGGCCACCACAUGGGCACAGACAACAAGCUGAAGAAGGUGGGCGCUGUGCUGGUCCAGCUGGAAGGAAAGGCCCUGACCUUGACCUCCGCUCAUGACAACCUGAAGCACUGUGUGAAGGAGACAGACCAGGCCUCGCAGGGGGACGUCCCUGGGACAUACAAGGUGUCCAGAGGUGCAGGGACCAAAGAAGUCCGUGUGCUGUUCACGGACUACAAGACCUACGCCGUCAUGAACGUGACCCUCCGCCAAGGAGACGCCGUCCAGAGCAUCAUGAAACUGUACAGCCGGAAGCUUGACCACAACGAGGAGGCCCUAAAGAAGUUCCAGGAUGUGGCAGCGCAGAGCGGGUUCACAGAAGGGGAUGUUCAAGUCCUGGACCUGGACCGUGAGUGCCCUGCCCCCUGCCUGAGGCCCCCAGGGCCCGCCCCCAUUCGCAGCCUCACCCCCUCUCUUCCCCACAGUGACGUGUGUGAACUUGCUCAGCUCGGUUCUGAGGGGCAGGGCCAGGUGAAGAGGAAGCUGCCCCACAAGUGGGCUGAGGUCACCGCCUGGCUGGCCCCGUGGACACGCUGCCCCAGCCCCCGUGACCUCACGGCCUCGUCGCCCCCCCCCCCCCGUGUUGCAUGUCCAGAGCUCAGCCCCUACGGCCCUGAACCUGUGUCCAAGGUCCUUCAGAUUUGCCUCCUGCCUGGCCUCUUCCUGCUGGCCCUGACUGAUGGCUCCCUACCCAUCUGA